Nicotiana attenuata is the source of this 2096-nucleotide messenger RNA. Its product is annotated as BOI-related E3 ubiquitin-protein ligase 1-like. Lineage: Eukaryota; Viridiplantae; Streptophyta; Magnoliopsida; Solanales; Solanaceae. Gene Ontology annotation, molecular function: ubiquitin-protein transferase activity. The transcript has 3 exons. The record is from RefSeq and is a predicted model, not a curated record. The coding region runs from base 841 to 1938 and encodes 365 amino acids.
UUUUUAUAAGCCAAUCCAAACACCCUCUUAAUUCUAUUUGAAACAGAAGUCCAAAUAAUGAGUUGGGAAUUGUUGUCUGGCGUAAACGAUUCGAACUCGAGGUAAAGAAGGGUUGGGUAUUCAUUCUGUCCCUUCCGCUCAAUCUUAUUUGUUGCUUCCAAGAAAUAAAUCUUUAUCUGUAGGCUGUAGCUGUUAGAUGAGGUUCCAUUGGUGUAUUAGUUGUGGCUGGUGAACGGUGAGCCUUGCAACUGUCCAGAAAAGGAAAUAGUGACUGUAUGGCCAGAAUGUCAUCAAGAUGAAGCACAUUCAUAUUCUCUUAUUAUUUUCUACCAUUUAAAUUUAAGGACUCUGUUCAAUAUGAUACCUGAUUUGGGACAGUAUCAUUUUGAUAUCUGACCAAUAAAGGUACGCUCUACACACAAACAAUAUGCUACUUAGUCACUUCUGGGUAAGGGGGCAAUGGAAAGACUACCGUUAAUGCUUAUGAUGAUGUCAAUACUCACUCUAUUUGUUAUUCUGAUUAUGUAUAUGAUACUUGUUUUAUAUUCAGAGACGGUUAAUUAGUGUGCUUAGCUAAAACUGUUACUUUAUAAUUUGUGCCGUCCUUUCUCCAUACGCACUGCUUUCUUGGAUUAUGAAUAUUUAAGAAGUCAAAUUUUAUGUGCCGAAUGUAUCUUCACCCCUUUGUCAAAAGGCUGAGGUCUUUGCUUUUAUCUAACUCAGGCAUGGUAGAUUUUCUCCAUGUGCUUCAGUCGUGCAUCUUUAUUUGAAGACACAUAACCCCCCCAACCCCCAACCAACAACCAAAUCAGAAAGUUUUAACGCUUUCUAUCAACGAGCAUGCAUUGUUUUGCGCACUUAUUCGCUGAUUGUCCUUUCUUUGGUGCUCCUUUGCAUGGUUUUUCCCCAAAGAAAUUUAACCACAUCUGUCUAGUUCUAGACAGAGUGGUGUUAAUCCUUAUUAAGAAAAGAAUAGACGGAGUGGUGUUAAUAUUUCCUGGUCUUAUUUCCUCGGAUCUCAUGGACAUUUUUUAUUCAUCUUUUUCAGUUAACGUUGGGUGUAGUGGAUACCCGAUAAGCAACACAGUGAAUGGACACCCAUCUGCUGCAAUUCGCCCCACCAAAAGAGUCCGGGAUGCUGAACCAAACUAUAGCCAGCAAAAGCUUAAGAUAUCCUUGAAUAACAACUUUUGUCAGAAUGAAGUGGAUCAAGCUGGAAGCAUUUUGAAUCCAAAUACUGUAUCAACUGGACUCAGACUUUCUUAUGAGGAAAAAGAACGUAAUUCCUCAGUCACUUCUGCUCCUGAGAACAUGAAAGCAGCCCUUCCUGCUUUUCUUCCGAUAGACAGUGGUUUUAAAUGUGAGAUUGACAGGCAAAGAGAAGAAUUUGAUCGGUACAUAAAAGUGCAGGAAGAUAAUAUGAUGAAGGGCAUGAGGGAGUUGAUUCAUCGACAGACAGUAUCUUUACUGAACUCCUUGCAAAAAGAAGUUAACAAGAGAUUAUACGAGAAAGAUCUUGAAAUAGACAAUUUGAACCGCAAGAACAAGGAACUUGGGGAGAGAAUAAAGCAGAUUACUGUAGAAGCUCAAUCAUGGCAUUACAGAGCAAAGUACAACGAGUCGGUUGCCAAUGCCCUGAAAAGCAAUAUUCAGCAGGCCAUGGCCCAUGGUUCCAUGCAAGUUCAGGAAGGCUGCGGAGAUAGUGAAGUAAAUGAUGCUGCCUCAAGUACAAACCAUCUUGGUUUGGCAAGCGGUUCGCAAGACCAAGUGCCCCAAAUACAGCAGCUAAAAUGCAGAGCUUGCAAGAGUAAAGACGUCAGUGUCUUGUUAUUUCCAUGCAGACACUUGUGCCUUUGUAAAGAAUGUGAAGGGUUUAUUAAUAGUUGCCCAGUAUGUCAGGUAAUGAAGACUGCAAGUGUUCAAGUUUACAUGUCAUGAAGAUGUUUACGAACACUUGCAAUCAUCAUCAUCUUUGUGUUAAGGGAGGAAUGUUUAAUUUAAGAACUGGUUGUAAUGUUUAUUACAAUCAUGAAUUGUGCAUUUCUUAACUAUAUGAAUACAGUACAGAUGAAACGAGGAUGGUCUUUUUUCUGGAU